This is a messenger RNA of Ilex paraguariensis (yerba mate), 3971 nucleotides long. NCBI's taxonomy places the organism in Eukaryota, Viridiplantae, Streptophyta, Magnoliopsida, Aquifoliales, Aquifoliaceae. The record is from the annotation of a GenBank genome assembly.
AACGACUCGACUCUGCUUCUGGACACUUUCCUUCAAAAACUCGAGACGCAAUACUCGAGUUACUCGCUUCGAGUCUCUGAGUCUCUCUCUCUCUAUGCAUAUAGAUAUACAAACAUAAUAUACACAUAGCUUUUCACUAUCCUUCUCUCAUUAUUAGGUCAAUCUCUGAAAAUGCCAGCUUGGUGGUGGAAAAAAUCGACCAAGAACAGAGACCAACAGCAGCAACAAAAAUUCCGGCAAUACCCACAAAGCAAUUCUAACAAUUCAAGCGAAGGUUCAAUCAGAAACGAUAAAAAGAGAGGCAAAAACAACAAGCCCCAGAAUUUUGAUGGAAUAUUAUUACGAUAUUCACCGAGAAAUAGCAAGGAUUUUGGUGCUCUAGGAGUUGGGUCUUCGGGGUUUUCGGGUUUCGAUUCAUCGUCGGACAGAGGGCAUCCUUUGCCACGGCCAUCAGCGGGAAAUGAUCACGGGGUUGGGUUGGGGUCUGGGUCGUUCUCGGUUUCCAGUGUGAGCUCAUCUGGGUCUUCCGACGAUCAUGUUCAUCUUGAUGGCCAAUUGGGGGGUCUCAGAGGACAUGGAGAUCCGAAGUUCAGCCCACGGCCAAGAAGCCCAGGUCCGGGGUCAAGAGGGACUACCACUACCACAUCACCUAUUGAUCCACGGUUUUGUGGUUUGACUCUGGACUCUCCAACUGGAAAGUUGGAAGAUGGGAAGAGUGAAUGUCAUCGUCUGCCCCUUCCACCUGGUUCUCCUACUAGCCCUUCUGCCUUGCCCACCCCAAGAACUUGUGGAACGACAGAAAACUCGGAUUGUAAUUGGUCGAAAUGGAAGAAAGGAAGACUUCUAGGAAGAGGUACUUUUGGGCAUGUUUACCUCGGGUUUAACAGUGAGAGUGGGCAAAUGAGUGCAAUUAAAGAGGUAAGGGUUGUUGCCGAUGAUCAGACAUCGAAAGAAUGUCUCAAGCAGUUGAACCAGGAGAUCAAUUUGCUUAGUCAGCUUUCACAUCCAAACAUAGUUCGAUACUAUGGAAGUGAACUGAAUGAAGAAACAUUGUCUGUUCACUUGGAAUACGUCUCUGGGGGUUCCAUCCACAAAUUGCUUCAAGAAUAUGGUGCAUUUGGGGAGCCUGUUAUCCAAAAUUAUACUAGACAAAUCCUUGCCGGGCUUGCCUAUUUACAUGGAAGAAACACUGUGCAUCGGGAUAUCAAGGGUGCGAACAUAUUGGUAGAUCCCAAUGGUGAAAUUAAGCUUGCAGAUUUUGGCAUGGCAAAACAUGUACUACUUCUAUCCCUCUGCAUGUUUUUUGCUUAGUACUGAAGAAUACAUAAGUGACUCAUCGAGCAAGUAAGGAAGGUAGACAAUGGAAAUUACUAUUGCACUUUAUGAGGUUGAUGUGGAAGUUGAGAAAGGACAAAGCUUGGGUUCUUGCCCAAUGUCAACUUGAAAUAAACUAUAUAUACUACUUUCUCAGAUUUUUGGUUCAUCCUGUUCAUGACCAAAUGAAACAUAAGGGUAUAUACAAGCACAAACUACUAAAAAACAAACAGAAAGAAAUGUGUCAAUUUUGCAAAGACACCCUAAUAUUUAAUUUAAUUAUAUGCACACGCGGGCACAUUUCAGAAACACACUAGGACUCCAGUCAUUUGAUGGCGUUAACAAUUUUAACAAAAAGACUAUUUUAUCCUUUAUUUGAUUAGUCAAAAUUUUAUAAACAAGGUUUAACCCAACCUCAUGACCAAUGACCCAUGCCCGAUGCGCAUGUUCUCUCGCAAAUCCCACCAUUCCACCAUAGAAUCCCUUACCCCCACCCAGCACAUAGCCCCCUUCCAUACCCCCAGCUCACAACCCUACCUCAUUCACAAAGCUGCUGCCUCUCAUUCUAAUACUCAUCCUCUCUCCUUUUCUCAUGCACGCCACCCCCUCCCUCCCAAGUCGCCCACCACCAGCACUAUAGACCACCUAACUGCUCACCAUUUUAGCUCUCACUUCCACUGCCCCACUCGUUUUCAUAGAGUCCAAUUUUUUAACAAGUGAAAAUUGGAGGUUAGCUGCAAGUACUACUUUCCAGAUUAAUCAUAGACGCGUAAGCAUUUGUGAUUUGUCACUUUUGGGAAAAUAAUUAAUUGGAAUGUAAAAAGAAUCAAAAUGAAAAGGCAAUCAGAUGGGCUUGAAGUAGAUGCUUCUCUAACUAUGCUUUUUGUUGCCUACUUUAGCUAUGUGUGUGUGUGCGUGAGAGAGAGAGAGAGAGAGAGAAAGUGAGAGAGAGAUAUGAUGAUGAUGAGUAAAUUGGAUCUUGUGUGUACCUGGCUACCUACUGUGGGUUUGUGGUGGUGUGCUUUAUCAUAGCCAAGCUUAUUUACCCUAUUGGCUAGGGCCAAGAUUUGGCCGCCACUCCAUGUCAUUUCUGACCACCUUAUACGGUCACCCGAUAUCCAAGUCAACAUCAACAAAGAUCUCUUAGUUCCUCACGGUCGAGUUGACUUGGAAACAAGCUAGUACCUUUCUUAUUAGUGGUAAGAUAGGUUACCCCUUUACCCUUUUAAUAAUAACAUAAGCUUCCAAAGCUCUUUCAUUCUACUAGGAGCCUUCACUUUUUGGAUUGUCUUUUGUCCAAUGCGAUAGCCCCUUUUUUUGCAUCCAACAUAUUAAUUCAAUGUAGGGAGAAUUAGUUGUAGUUUUUGUUCUUGGAUGUGGGAUAGUGCACAAUGGGGCCUUUGAGGGCUCUCCUUGUUGGCUCCUCCCUCAUCUUGUUGUUCUUGGAACUAAAGGAAGAAAUCUAACUCCUAUUCAUUCUGUAAGAGAUAAAGUAAGACUUUUUAAGGAUUAUCUUCUCUUUGCAUGACAAUGACAAUCUCAUGAAGAUGAUCAUAACAUUAUUGGUGGUACGACAGUUAAGGUAGGCGGUACAACGGUGGUGGCGAUUGUUGACUUUGAGGUGUCUGGAAUGAUCACAACAUUAUACGCUCAUGAAAAAUCGAGUUGUGAGCAAUCUAAAUAGUAUUGACAUUGUCACAAUACAUAGGGGUUAGAUCAUAUAAAGAGAUGCCAAGAUUAGCAAGAAGUCAUCGUAACCAAAUUAUCUUAGCUGUACUAGAUGUCAUAACAUGAUAUUCAGCUUCAGCAGAGGAGUAAGCAACAAUAGUUUGUUUCUUACUUUUCCAGGAAAUAAGAGAAUCACCAAGAAAAAGAUAGAAGUUAGGGAUGGAUUUGCGAUCCAUAGUCACAAGUCUAGUUAGCAUCAGAGCAAGCUUUAAGUUUCAUAGAAGAAGAGGAAGAAAAUAAUAGUCUGUGAUGUAGAUUACCUCGAAGAUACCGAUUAAUACAAAGAAUAGUAGCUCAAUGAACAGUGGUGGGUGAAACAACAAACUGACCAACAACAUGAACAAUAUAAGAGAUAUUUGGGCGUAUGACUGCUAGAUAUACUAAGCUUUCAAAAUCAGUGUGGUACAGUGUAGGAUCAGGCACGAGAGUACCAUCGGAAGAAGAAUAACGAAUAUUGAGCUUGAAUGUGUUCAAUUUUCCAAUUAUCUAAUAAGGGGUCUUGCUGAUAACAUCUAAUACAUGCUUGAACGAGGAGAUAAGCUUUAGGAAAUGAAACAAGCUUAAUGCCUAAGAAAUAAUUGAGUAACCCAAAUCCUUAAUCUCAAAAUGAUCUUGCAAUUGAGUUUUUAAUAGUCAUGUAUUACUAGUGUCAUCGCAUAUAAUAAUCAUAUCAUCAACAUACAGUAAGAAGACAAUAGAACUCAAGGAAGUGGAUUACAAAAAUAUAGCAGAAUCAUGAUUACUAACACAAAAACCUAAGUCACAGAAGGGUGAAUAAAACUUGGCAAACCAUGCCCUCGGAGCUUGUCUCAGACCACAUAAUGUUUUGGGAAGUCUGCUUACUUGAUUAGGAUUAUGAGAUAAUCCAGGAGGAGUCAUAAAAACCUCUUCACUUAAAUCUUCACAAAGAAAAAUAAAAUACGUAUACG